GUUUUCAGUAACAGCUUAUUUUGUACGGAGAAGGACGUGUCGGCAAAAAAAAUAUGAUUAUUUUUGUUUUUUUAUCUCUAUUCGCCGUUACAGUUAAUUGCAUAUUUUAUGAUUCUUACACGGGUAAUGUUAUUAGUAAAGAUGAAGUGAAACAACACGACAAAGCGAAUAACACUUUUUGGUGUGUCGGAGAGUUCGAACCUUGUGACCCGAACGAAGGCCGACGGGUUGAUGGCUCCUGCAAUAAUCUCCAACACCCAACCAGAGGCGCCAGUCAUACUCCAUUCGUCAGAGUCCUACCAGCUGUUUACGAUAAAGAUUUUGAACCGAAAACGGCGAAAUCCGGAAAUGCUAUGCCCACUCCAAGGUAUUUAAGAACCAAUCUGUGGAGUGUGGGCAAGGUUUCCAGCCAAUUGUUUACUCAACUAGCGAUUCAUGAUUUCGUUUUCAUGUCUGCUGAUGUAGUGUCUCUUCAUGAUACAGUAAAAUAUAUUAUAUGGAAGCCAUAUUGCUGUACGGCCAAAGGAAAAACUGAUAGAGAUUGCGUACAGAAUAAAAUACCUGAUGAUGAUCCGGUGCACCGCUUCUCAGACAUCAGGUGUCUGAACAUGACGCGACCGGAGUCUUUCCAAUCCACUGGCUGUGUGAAAAAUGGAACAGUUCCAGAAAGGAUCACAUCAUCGACACCUCUGCUGGACCUUUCGAUGUUAUAUGGAAGCGAUCUGAAAUCGCUUUUGGCAAAAGGAAGACUAUUCAAAGGAGGCUUACUGAAGUAUGAGAUUUCGAAUGGAAGAAUCUGGCCUCCAAGCACCAAAUCUCAAAUUAACCUUUGCUUAUUAAACGACAAGCCUAGAGAAACAAGAUGUCAUGCAACACCCGAAGACGGUAGCAAUACACUUGCUAGUGUCAAUAUAAUGGCUGUUUGGUUUUGGAGGCACCACAAUUUCAUCGCGGAACAAUUGGCAAAGAUCAACCCGUGUUGGGAUGACAAUACGCUCUUUAAUACAGCGAGAGACAUAAAUAUCGCUGUAGCUAUACAGAUAUAUUUUUAUGAGCUGUUACCUCUUUUCUUGGGUCGUGACAAUUUGGUCAGAGAUGGUGUAUUAUCGUCUUCGUUUGGAUACAGAGAUGCGUACAAUCCUGAAAUACUACCACAAGUUUCGCUCGAGUACCCGUUCGUUUUGCGAUGGCUCCACAGCGUCCAGGAAGGCACCCUUAAAAUGUACGACACAAAGGGAUAUUAUCUCAAGCAGUAUCCGAUAGUGAACCUCACUUUGAGAACAGGCUUCUUCGAUGUGGACAAUAACAUAGAUUAUAUAACACAAGGAGCUUUCAGACAAGGCAGUGCUAAUAUUGACCAUACAGCUGAUCCUGAUAUCGUUGAUAUCGGCUUGGGUCCUCACCAAAGAGCAUCGGAUCUGAUGACAAACGACAUCUCCAAGAACAGAUAUUUUGGAUUCCAGCCUUACGUUAAAUACCACGAAUUUUGUUUCGGUAAAACGAUCAAAAAAUGGGGAGACCUGGAAGGAGUCAUUGACCCCGAGAGGAUCGAAAUACUCAGAGAUUUGUACGAAGAUGUUGAAGACAUGGACCUCUUGGCCGGUAUUUGGGUUGAGAGGCGCAUUAAAGGUGGUUUCGUGCCGCCAACCUUCUACUGCUUGGUAGUGGAACAGCUAGUCCGCAAUAUUGUAUCUGAUAGACAUUGGUACGAGAGCUCGGAAAGACCCAACGCCUUUAGUUUACAACAACUUUUCGAAAUAAGGAAAGCUAGUAUAGCUCGAAUCCUUUGUGAUGUUGCCGAUAAGGUCACCGAAAUACAGCCUCAAGCGUUCCUGAGACCACAUUCAAGAAACAGAAUAAGUCGCUGCGAGAAUAUUCCCAGCAUCGAUUUCGCAGCCUGGAAGGACUUCAAAUGCAACGAACAGUACACCUGGCAAUUAGUAAAUGAAUAGAACAUGUUUCUAUUCACUUAUGUUAACGAAUUCUAUCCUCACAUUAUAAUUUAGUUACUAGUGGUCCCGCGGUAGUCGAAAUUCGACUAUAAUUAAUUGAAAUUAUAAGUUUGAACAUUAUUAAGGUUCUAUUGUCAAAGAUACUUCUUUAUUCACAGAUUUCGCCAAGACCACACUAUAGACAAAUAAUAUGAAAGAUAAAACAAUAUUAGCCUAUUCUCAAUUUGACCACAGACUUUAAGCUAUAACAAAAGUUUGACAAUAAACAAAAAGUAUAUAUGCGUGUUUGUGUGUCAAAUACGUGGUAGUGUGUGUACUGUUUUUUUUUUAUUGAUUUAAUGUAUUACAUACAUAAUUUUUAAAAAAUAUUAUCAUUUUGCACUCCUCUAUAUUUUAUAUAUGUGUGGAAAAUUUCAUACUCCUCCGUCCGCGCAAUUUUCGUAAAAAGUUUUUUCUUCACGUAUUAAUAUAUGGAUUACACAUGAUAUAGUAUUAAAACUAUGUAUACUGACUGAAAAAAUAUUCUUUACAAUUAAAUUCAAUUAUUUAUCGCAAAUACUAUUAACGAUUAAUUGUAGUUUUAGAUGAUGCGGUGACGGGCUGACGUUUGUUUUAAGUGAUUACGGGAGUCCAUAGACAUCAACCUUGACAUACCGGAAGCAUAAUAGCGGCCAGAGUAUUACCCACAAAUAAACUUUGAUUAUAAGU
Bombyx mori (domestic silkworm) is the source of this 2660-nucleotide messenger RNA. RefSeq names its product peroxidase-like. The transcript is spliced from 12 exons. Lineage: Eukaryota; Metazoa; Arthropoda; Insecta; Lepidoptera; Bombycidae. The coding region runs from base 54 to 1952 and encodes 632 amino acids. The record is from RefSeq and is a predicted model, not a curated record. Gene Ontology annotation, molecular function: heme binding; peroxidase activity. Gene Ontology annotation, biological process: response to oxidative stress.